Molecule: messenger RNA, 2842 nt
Organism: Medicago truncatula (barrel medic)
Lineage: Eukaryota; Viridiplantae; Streptophyta; Magnoliopsida; Fabales; Fabaceae
Product: pentatricopeptide repeat-containing protein At1g03100, mitochondrial
Exons: 2
Coding region: 296-2656 (786 amino acids)
Molecular function (GO): protein binding
Source: RefSeq, a predicted model, not a curated record
UAAAAUAUAAUUAUGCACACAUUUUUUUUAUUUUUUAAGCAUACUAUGUACACACUUAUCGUCAAUCAAUAUCACAAUAAUUACACGUAAAAUCCUCUAGAAUAAUAGUUAGUGAUUAAUGACACAAGGCGAAGUAACAUACAGAUUCGCCGCGGCUGUGGGCUUUAUGUUGGUUGGUCUUCAGUUCACCCACCGGCAACAUCCAUCAUCACCCCUCACUGACCUUAUUCUCAAUAUCAAGGUUUUUAUUGACUUCAUUCUGAUGUUUACCUUCGCAAGUUGCUAAUAAUUCAAGAUGCUUGCAAUACGAAAACUCAAAAAAGGACCAGAUCUCCCCUAUGUUUUAUGUUUAAUGAUUGCUAAUUGCAAUUAUGGUACAGCCCAAGUUUCCAAUAAAAGAAGUCUCCAGUCUAUUGUGAAGUUUGUUGGCCCUUGUUUAGCCAAGUCAAGUUCAACGGCACUUCUACUGGGAUUUAGGAAUAGAUUCUUCCUUCAAGGACUAUAUAUGUCAAGUAUGGCUGAAAGAAUCCUUGUCCAGGCUCAAGACCCGGCCAAAGUUACUAUAGAAAUACAAAAUGCCAUCAAUGACAACCAAUUAGAUUAUUCUUGGAAGUUACUUGAGCAGCAUAAGCACAUGGAGGGAUUUCCAAGAAAAUCUCUCUUCAACGUGAUUAUAACUAGUUAUGUGGAAAGCCUUGAUACGCAAUGGCUACAAAAAGCUUAUGAUUUGGUACAACGUGCUGGUGAAGAUGGUAGAAAAGACUUGUUGGAGAAGGAGCUUCUUAUAUACCUUAGCUAUGGCCUUGCAAAAGUUAGACUACCAGUUCUUGCAUCAACCAUUUUAAGAAAGAUGAUUGAUAUGGAGCAUUUUCCUCCUGUUACUGCUUGGUCUGCGGUUUUGGCACACAUGUCACAAACAGCAGAUGGAAGUUUCCUUGCUGCUGAGUUGAUUCUUGAAAUAGGUUAUUUAUUCCAAAACAAUAGAGUGGAUCCUCGUAAAAAGAUCAAUGGCCCUUUGAUUGCCAUGAAACCAAACACCAAUGCCUUUAAUAUUGCGUUGGCAGGGUGUCUCGUAUUUGAGAAAUCUAGGAAGGCGGAGCAGCUUCUUGAUAUGAUGCCUCGGAUUGGUGUCAAAGCUGAUGCGAACUUACUGAUAACAAUGGCACGUGUAUACGAGAGAAAUGGGCGAAGAGAAGAGCUUAUGAAGCUGCAAAGGCACAUAGAAGAAGCCCCAAACCUAACUGACAUACAGUUCCGACAGUUCUAUAAUUGUUUGCUUACAUGCCAUUUGAAAUUUGGGGAUCUUGAUUCUGCAUCCAACAUGGUUUUGGAAAUGCUUCGGAAAGCAAAGGAAGCAAGAAAUUCUCUUGGAUCUGCCAAAUUCUUGAUCAAUACAACUAAAACUGAUCAUAGCUCUUCUCCUAGACCAGCUUCUGCGCAUAAUUUGAGCAACAGUAAAGAUUUGGAGAGUGUCAAAAUUGACCAGCUAAUAAAAAAUGAUGUCUUAUCUUAUGAGGAAUUCUCCAAAGAUCGAAACUUCUUGAAACUUGAAGCGGAGUCAAAAGCUGUUCUCAGUUCUUUAUUUGCUAAGUUGCAGACGCAGGUUGAUUUGAUUACAACCGUACAUGGUAUACUGCAACCAACUGAAACAAUUUAUGUGAAAUUAGUUAAAGCUUUUUUAGAGGCCGGUAAGACCAAGGAAUUGGCAGUGUUUCUUCUAAAGGCAGAAAGAGAAGACUCCCCGUUUUCCAAUGACAAUUCAGCCUUGGUUCAUGUUAUUAAUUCAUGCAUAUCGCUUGGAUGGUUGGACCAAGCACAUGAUCUCCUUGAUGAGAUGCGUCUAGCUGGAGUUAGAACUGGUUCAUCUGUAUAUGCUUCUCUUUUGAAAGCCUAUUGUGUAGCAAAUAGGGCUGCAGAUGUGGCAUCACUUCUGAGAGAUGCUAGGAAGGCUGGUAUCCAGCUUGACUCAAACUCUUAUGAGGCAAUGAUCCAAUCCAGGGUGCUCCAGGAAGACACACAGGGAGCACUUCAACUUUUUAAAGAGAUGAAGGAAGCUAGGAUUCCCAAAGUUAGUCAACAAUAUUCUGGCAAGCUGGCUAAAAGUGUUUCAGAUUCAGAUUCAGAUGAAGCUGCACUUAUGACAAAGCUGGUCCAGGAAAUCAAGGACGGACAGAAAGUGGAUUGUGGAGUUCAUGACUGGAAUAAUGUAAUCCACUUUUUUAGUAAGAAGAGACUAAUGCAAGAUGCAGAAAAGGCUCUAAAGAAGAUGAGAAGCUUAGGUCACACACCUAAUGCACAAACUUUCCAUUCUAUGGUCACUGGGUAUGCUGCCAUUGGGGGGAAAUAUCUGGAGGUAACAGAGCUGUGGGGUGAGAUGAAAUCACUUGCUUCUAAGUCCUCCAUAAAGUUUGAUCAGGAACUUCUAGAUUCUGUCUUGUAUACAUUUGUGAGGGGUGGAUUCUUCAUCCGUGCCAAUGAAGUUGUGGCAACGAUGGAAAAAGGAAAAAUGUUUAUUGACAAGUACAAAUACAGAAUGCUAUUCUUGAAAUAUCACAAAACACUUUACAAAGGCAAGGCUCCGAAAUUUCAGACAGAAUCACAACUAAACAAAAGGGAAGCAGCCCUGACUUUUAAAAGGUGGAUAGGCAUGAUUUGAGGAAGUGGCAACCAGUGGUUAGCUCUUUUAGGUUUGAAGGCAUUAUCUUCAUGACCAUAUGAAGUUAAUUUUUUUUUCCUUCUCAUUUUCUAGAUUUAGAUUUGUAAGAGAACACUAAUGUACUACCAAUGUGAAAAAGAAAAGAAAAAAAAACACACUAUUUCACUUAAAAAUAUGUUAUCUUCA